CGAGGAUAUGAAUCACACCGCCCACAGCCUCCGGUAUAAAUAGAGAGGCAGGAGCCUUCCAGCUGCAGGAGGAAGAGCGCGCGUACAUCCACAGCUGGUGUUUUUCUACAAAGGCUGGGCUCUGAGAGUGACCAAAGAUGAGGGUGUGUUGGUCAUUUCUGGGCCUUUCUCUCCUCUACAUCUCUGCUGAGUGUCUGCUUCCCCCCUCCAAAGAGGAUCUCCAGCAGAUCUCCCAGACUGGGGAGAAGUACCUGGAUAAGGAGAUUGAAAAUGCCAUUAAUGGAGUGAAGGAGAUGAAGACAGUGAUGGAGAAAUCUGAGCAAGAUCACAAGAAGUUCCUCUCUUCCCUGGAGAAAACCAAGAAACAGAAAGAGGAUGCCCUGAAGGCCGCGCAGGAUAUGGAGGAGAAACUGGCUGAAGAACAGCGAGUGUGUAAUGACUCUAUGCAGGCGCUGUGGGAGGAGUGCAAGCCGUGUCUGAAGAACACCUGCAUUAAAUACUACUCCCGCACCUGCAGCAGCGGCUCCGGCUUGGUGGGCAGGCAGCUGGAAGAGGUUCUGAACCGAACAUCUCCCUUCUCCAUCUGGAUCAACGGUCAGAACAUUGAGACUCUGGAGAAGGAGGACCAGCAGCAGAGCCAACACUUCCAGGACCUGGAGAAGCACUACAGUGAAGUGGCUGAUGGAGUGGACAGCAUCUUCAUGGACAGUAUGAGGGUGUUUGAUCACAUGCACUCGUUCCAGCCCUUGCACCAGCCCAACCCCUUCAUCGGCCUCUACCACAUGCCUAGCAUCUUCAGCCGGCCGGCACGCGUCUACAGGUCCCCUCUCUAUGACGCCGAGUUCCACGGCUUCCACAGCAUGUUCUAUCCCAUGAUGCAGAAGGCUCGCGAUAUCUUUGAAUCAUUCAAACCCUACAUGGGCAGUGACAUGGACUUCUCCACUGAAGAUGGCAGUGUGAACGAAGAUGUCGUCAUCACUAAGCCAUUUGGGAAUGAUAAAAUGACCUGCAGGGAGAUUCGCCGUAACUCUGCAGGCUGCAUCAAACUGCGAGAGGAAUGUGAAAAAUGCAAGGAGAUCCAGCACAUUGAUUGUUCUGGAAAGAAGCCUCUGGAAGGCCCCCUGAAGGAGGAGUUGGAGAAGGCCCUGGCCAUGGCUGAAAGAUUCACUCAGGAGUAUAACAGAAUCCUUAAGCACUUUGAGGAGGAGAUGUUCAACACUUCGAAGCUGCUGGACAUGUUCAACAAGCAGUUCGGCUGGGUGUCCUCACUGGCCAACCGCACCCAGACUGACGAUGGAAUCUUUAAAAUCCACGCGGUCAUAUCUAAGACCAUAGAGGACCCUGAGAAGCAAGCAGACACCAAAGUGUCAGUCAAACUGUUUGAUGAGCCAGAAAUGACCUUCACAGUGCCAGGAGACAUCCCCUGGAACGACCCCAAAUUCUCCGAAGUCGUGGCACAGGAGGCUCUGGACCGCUACAAACAGAACACUGUGGUUGUAAAGUAAAUGUAAUGAUCCCAGGUGGAACUUCAUGUCGGGGAAUUGCCAGAACAACUUCACAAGUCACUACCAGUCACCGAAAGAAAUGUAAUAAGCUUUUUCUGCAUUAAUAUCUCACAACAUACUGAAAGCUGUUCUACUUACCCAGCUGGAUAUCCUCUCCCUGCUGUAUGAUCCUCAACUAGGCAUCAAGAGAGAUCCUCAGGAGUUUGUAUGAAAACAAAAGUGCUUCUGAUGAUCUAGAAAUAAUCAGCUGUAUAUUGAAAAAUGUUAAUAAAAUGAGUAAUGGAGUCAAA
This is a messenger RNA of Colossoma macropomum (tambaqui), 1795 nucleotides long. RefSeq names its product clusterin (gene clu). The record is from RefSeq and is a predicted model, not a curated record. The coding region runs from base 138 to 1505 and encodes 455 amino acids. NCBI's taxonomy places the organism in Eukaryota, Metazoa, Chordata, Actinopteri, Characiformes, Serrasalmidae. The transcript has 9 exons.